Messenger RNA from Rhodotorula toruloides NP11, 585 nucleotides. RefSeq names its product mitotic spindle-associated mmxd complex subunit MIP18. Bases 1 to 585 code for a protein of 194 amino acids. The transcript has 5 exons. NCBI's taxonomy places the organism in Eukaryota, Fungi, Basidiomycota, Microbotryomycetes, Sporidiobolales, Sporidiobolaceae. Gene Ontology annotation, biological process: iron-sulfur cluster assembly. The record is from RefSeq and is a predicted model, not a curated record.
AUGACCAGCGCAACUCCAGACAACGCCAACCCGACCAUCCACUCGACCGGAGGAGCGUCCGCGUCUCGCCGCACCCGCCUCAUCAACCUCGACCUCGCCGACGCCGACGCGUGGGACAGGCUCGAGGACGAGCUCGUGUACGGGUCAGAAUGGGACAGUGCAGGGUCUGAGAGCUCGGCGGAUGAGGAACAGAUCGAUUCAGAGGAGAUCUUUGACCUCAUCCGCUCCAUUUCUGAUCCCGAACACCCUCUCACCCUCGAACAACUCGCCGUCGUCUCUUCCGAACAAAUCACCGUCAAUCACGGCAAGCGACCCUCCGUACUCGUCGAAUUCACGCCUACCAUCCCUCACUGCUCGAUGGCGACUUUGAUCGGCCUCUCGCUUCGCGUGCGGUUGCUGCGGAGCCUGCCGGAGAGGUUCAAGGUGGACAUCAAGGUGAAGGAGGGAACCCAUCAGAGCGAGAAUGCAGUCAACAAGCAGCUGAACGACAAGGAGCGAGUAGCCGCCGCGCUCGAGAACAACCAUCUGCUCUCCGUCGUUCAGCAGUGCUUGUCUACGGCCGACCAGCGCGGCAGGACCGCCUAG